AUGUCCUCCUCAAUCGCGAAAGCGAGCAAGUCCGCGAAGCCGGCAGACGACAGCUCGCCGCUGCAGCCGAUCCGUGUCAAUUCAGCCCCUAUUGCACAGGCUGUUCGGUUUGCAAGCCCCGGGCUCCUCGUCACGAUGUUCACCGCGGCUUUCAGCAGCCUCGUAGCCGACCCCGUCUCGGCCAUGUCGAAGUACCUGCCGGUCAUUGGUGCGCUACAAGUUCUGUACGCGUUCAUCUGCUUGCCUGUAGCUGGUGUGCAGUCCGUGAAGGUCAAGAAACACCGGCCAGGGGAGAAGAAGAAAGCCAGUUCAGAUGCGGCUGGUCCGAACAUCAUUGUGGCGUCGCUGCUCUCCUUUAUCCUCACCACUCUCGCUACGCCUCUCCUAUACAUCGCGAUGAUCCUCUUCGGCGCGCCAGUCCUCACCCAUACGCCCCACACCCUCCUCUGUGCCGCCCAUCUCGCGAUUCUGACCCUAUUCCCGCUCUUUUAUGUUCAUGGGGUGGAUUCAUCAGCAUGGCUGGCCGUUGCAGGUCUGAAGGCACCGAUCGAUGAGACUCUUGGCGGUCUUGUAGGAGGUUUCCUUGGUGCAUGGCUGGGUGCCGUGCCCAUCCCUUUGGACUGGGACCGAGAAUGGCAAAAAUGGCCUGUGACAAUUCUCUGCGGCAUUUACGGAGGCUACAUUGUUGGUAGGAUUAUUGGAGGCACACUCGCAUUUGGAAAGAAGUUCUAA
Molecule: messenger RNA, 732 nt
Organism: Phaeoacremonium minimum UCRPA7
Lineage: Eukaryota; Fungi; Ascomycota; Sordariomycetes; Togniniales; Togniniaceae
Product: putative gpi biosynthesis protein family pig-f protein
Exons: 2
Coding region: 1-732 (243 amino acids)
Biological process (GO): GPI anchor biosynthetic process
Cellular component (GO): endoplasmic reticulum membrane
Source: RefSeq, a predicted model, not a curated record